UACCAACUUCAGUUUGGUCGCUCGAAGGUUACUUGAACAAUCUUCAAAGGUCAAGCAAAAUCUUUCCAUAGAUUUUGCCUUUCAACGGUCCCAGUCAUUCCCGAUUCCCCAGCAAGACAAGCGUAGCACAUUGAUCCUCUUCUUCCACGUCACCAUGGUUAAGCCGUUAUCGCUGCUGCUACUUCCCGUACUGGCGCUGGCCCAGCAGCAGACCAGUAGCAACGACGUGCUGCUCACGAUGCCCGUGACCAUCGACGGGUCGCUUAAAAACCUGCAGCUACUCAAAGGCGAGAGCUUCGAGGACGCCGCAAUGUCCUUUGCUCGCUCCAACGGGCUCAUGGCCGCAACAGACGACGCUCAAGUGCGCGCCGUUAUUGACCAGUUGUCAGGUCUGCUUAAGGACAAGAUGCAGGAGGUGGAAGCGGCACAGCAACAGCAGACGCAGUCUAACGAGCCUUUGCCCAUUGUACAGCUCUCCAUCCCGCUUACCAUCGACGGGUAUACAGGAGAUCUCCUUAAAUACGAGACAGAGACUCCUGAAGCUGCUGUGGAGAGGUUUCUCUACGCCAGCGGCUUCAGUAUGGACAUCAUGAGGGAAGUGUACCCCCAAUUGGUUACACUAGUCAACCAAAAGUUGGAGGAGCUGCAACCUCCUAAAAAGGAACUUUUCGCCUUUACCUUGUCGCUGGACGGGAGGGAGAUCACAGUCCGACACUUUGAAGGGGGCAUCCCAAUGGAUGAAGCCAUCGAGACACUGCGGGUUAUUGGAGUACACGAUGGAGAGUUCAUGGACAGAGUGGCGCCACAGAUAGCCAACCAGAUCGUCCAUGAGAUAAACAAUAGACAACCCGCUCCGGAACACCAAGCUCAGCAGGUUGAAGAGCCAAUGCAGCCUCCACAGAGACGAGAGCUGUUCUCGGAGCCCCUGACACUGAAUAACCAGCCAGCGGUAAUGGUCCACUAUGAGGGAUCCACCGCUAGAGAGACAGCGGUGCGUUUCUUGAGUGAGAAUGGCAUUACGGAUGACGCGACGAUCGAGUCAAUGAUGCCACAGCUAAUUGGCAUCGUGGACGGUCGGAUGGCUGCGUUGUUGGAGCAAGAGGCGCAAGCAGCCCCAGCUCAGAAUCAAGCUGCAGCUGAGCAAUAUCAACAGCAGCGACAACCACUAGUGACGGUACCAAUCAGCCUGGAUGAACAGCGUCAAGCCAACUUGAACUACUUUGAAGGCGAUGAGGUUGAGGCUACGGUACAGCGGUUCCUUGUUGGUGUAGGCUUGGGCGAAAGCGAGGGAUUCAACAACAAUGUGGUGCAGCUUUCAGCUCUCUUGCGUGAACGGAUUGCCGCUAUCCCGCAGCAACAGGAAACGCGGCCACAGGAAACAACAGAGUCAGCGCAACCGACACGACCGGAGCCGCUGUUCUCCAUCCCUGUCACGCUUAGUGGCAACGUGUACAAUCUCGAGUACUUCGAAGGCCAGGAACCGCACUAUGUUGCCAAUUCGUUCUGUGUAGAGAAGCACGAGAUCGUACGUGCGGAAUUGGGCGUGGAAUUUGACGGAGAUCAGUUGCAAGCGUGUCAGAAUGUGCUGGUGCAGUCGAUUCUGAACAUCCUCCAGGAGCGACAGCAAUCGCAGGCGGGACAGCAACAGUCAGGAGAGUCCACUGCUGAAUCACCUGCCCAACCUGGGGCUGCAGUACAUACCGAGCCUGAAGCCCAGGUUCAAGCUGAACCGGAGACACCAGUGGAUCCGCGUGGUAUUCUUCUUUUCACACUCGAUAUCGAUAUGGGCGAUGGCACAUCGAUCAAAUUGCCAGUACACCGCAACGACAACCCUCAGGAGAUAGCAUCUGCCUUCUGCAUGCGACACAAUCUCGACCAAGAAAACGUCCCAGCGCUUGUGGAUGCCAUGCAGUCGCAGUUGAAAGAGCUACAGAGUAGCUAGACUUGGUUUACGUUGCUAAAAAAAAAGUGAUCGAUGGUCCAAUACGCAUUAACCUUUAAAGGCUAGAUCUAUCGACACUUUUGUGUCUCAACGAGUACACUGUUGUUUUACAGUAGAAACUUGUCAUCGUAAAUGAAUUCCUCAUAGCGCCCAAGAUUUUAAUUUACUGGUACAUUCGAC
Phytophthora nicotianae INRA-310 is the source of this 2122-nucleotide messenger RNA. RefSeq lists its product as hypothetical. NCBI's taxonomy places the organism in Eukaryota, Oomycota, Peronosporomycetes, Peronosporales, Peronosporaceae. The coding region runs from base 155 to 1942 and encodes 595 amino acids. The transcript has a single exon. The record is from RefSeq and is a predicted model, not a curated record.